Messenger RNA from Lingula anatina, 4631 nucleotides. RefSeq lists its product as uncharacterized. NCBI's taxonomy places the organism in Eukaryota, Metazoa, Brachiopoda, Lingulata, Lingulida, Lingulidae. The record is from RefSeq and is a predicted model, not a curated record.
GAUAGCUACAACCAUAUAUAUUUAUACACAUAUACAUGUAUAUAUGUGUAUAAUGAUAUAUGUAUCACGGAGAAUAUAAUCGAUUCACUUUGGAAGAGUGCUCUACCCAUGGUGACGGACCAUGGGGAGCUGAUACAGAAAGACAAGAAAACGAACAAAGUUAAUCAGUCUCUCCAUUUUAAUUAAUACCCCGAUUUUUUCAAAAGUUUCUUCCAUUAUGAUCAUUAUUUCAUUUGCAUUAUUUCAUAAUUUUGCAAUUAAUAUCGGAUGUGCCUGCCCUGGUUUUGAACAACAGCUUCACAUUAUCUCAUGUAACUUGCCACAAAAUUCUGUCAAUCUUGCUUUGGGAGCGGUUCCAUUCUUCAGUUACUGCCUGCUGGACCUCUCUUAUGUUUCUAACUGGAGGUUGUCUCUCAUUUACUGCCCUGUCAAUUAUAUCCUAAGCAUGUUCGAUUACAGUUAGAAUUGGCGAAUAUGCAGGCCAAUCCAAAUUUGGGAUACCGUGCUGUUGCACCGCGUCUUGCACGGACCGUGCUUUAUGGAUGGGCGCAUUGUCCUGCACCAAAAUGAUUUUUCUUCCUGGAUUUGCUUGAAUGUGUGAUUGUAUGCGCCCCAAUGGCAUUUUGUCUCUGUAUUGUUGACCACCCUACCUCCCUUGAAUGACGUACAGUGGUAAUUUUUCAUCGUAUGAGAAACCGCAUCAUACUUUGACGGAUAGUCCGCCACGCUGAACACGUGGAAGAACACAAUCAUCCUGAAACGCCUGGUUUCGACCUCUCCAGACGCCUAGCCGACCAUCUGCAUACAUCAAAGUGAAUCUGGUCUCGUCAGUCCACAUGACCUUUCGCCCAGUCCUGAGAUAUUCCUUCUUUCUCGGUAUCUGGCUCAUGCCAAUCUUAUCUGCUUGUGUCUGUUGGUCGACGGUGACUUUUUACGAGGUCUUUUAGAUAGAAGUUCAGCUUCUAAAAGAUGCCUGUUGACUGUUUGCCUACUGAUUUGAGCUCUUCCUGUGUUCGAGGAGUUCAAACCGUGUUUUUCGCUGCAUGGCACCCCCAUUGCAUAUUCUACGGUGUCCAACAGUAAACAGCACUCAAAUGUCACGGUCCAGUAGUUUAAAGUAAAAAACAAAAGAUAUAUCUAGCUACUGUACAAAUUUUGCCUCAAUAAAAAAGCUUGGUUGCUGAGAAAUUUGAGAAAUAAGAAAGUGUUGCUUAACUUAUGAGUAUCAGUGUAAGUCCCUACAGCUGUUUCGGCCCGGAGGCCUCGUCAGGGGCGCAAACAGAUCAAAAUACAAAAGAUUAAUUAAAAUGGAGAGAACAGAUUAACUUUGUUAUAUAACUUUGUUAUAUAUAUAACAACGUUAUGCCAUUUUUGUGGUAUGCGCGGGAUUAUAUUAUUUACCAUGGCGCAAAAGCGGAUAGACUUAAGCCUCACUCAAACGUAUUGAUAAGAAGAGUCUUGCACCAGAAGCCAAACUGACAAGACGCAGUCACGGGCAUCGAUAAUUCUUGAUUGUAUUUCAAAGAUUUAUGGUGAGUGCAUUAUUACUUUCGACAUUUUCUUCUUCCAUACUGGGGGAGAACAAGCCGUUUGUUUCUCUUGUGUUAGGAUCAUCUCAUAUAAGGAGGCUCCAUAAAAAAAAACUUUCAAACACAAAUUGCCUCAUUUCGGAUUUAUUCGACCAGAAAUUCAUUCGGGGAUUUCUCACGGUGUAGGGGGCUUAAGUUGACUUGGUUUUUUUUAGUAAAUUUAAGGGCAUUUUUGAUUCGGUGAGACCGGAUUUGUUUUAAUUUCGGUUGUAGGCAAUGAUCACAUUUCUCCGCAAGCAACCCUUCGCCGUCGCUGGCGAUCUUAUAAACUUAGUCAUAUUACUUCAAACUGCCAACUACGCCCAGAUUUUAAUGAAGUGGUUCAAACUGCCAACACUAAGAUUUCGGUAUUACGUAACGACAUAUUCUACUGGGACCACAGAGAUCUACGGCAUGCCAACUGAAAAAUGUAUCUCUUCCCAGACGGGGUAUAUUUCAAUACUUCAAAAAGUGAACGAUUGAUAAGAAGCAAUUAUGAAAGCCUUUCGUUCCAAGCACAUGGAUAAUUAACGUUACUGCAGUAACUGCAAGACAACUUUACAACGUGUUGUAAUUCAGUGACAAAUGCAAUUGUAGCUACAUGCUAUUACGAUAGCGUUAAUAGGUGAUAAAACCUUUGUAAAUUAGCACUGUUAAUAUGCAGCAGCCGGUUUCCCCUUGCUAAAUUUGCAUGGGUGUUAUCGCACACAGCUAGUGUUCCAGGUGUUUGCAUUAGCUGUGAUUUAGUCUUGGUAUGGCAUUCCUUUAUGCAUUGGCCGGUGGUUGUAUAAGCCGAGGAUUAGUCUCAGUGCGCAAUCAUUUUACGUUGACAAGUCUGUCAUUGCUGUGUGCUUUGGUAGGUAUGUUAUUGCUGUGUGCUUUGUUGGGUAUGACAUUGCUGUAUGCUUUGUUGGGUAUGACAUUGCUGUAUGCUUUGACAGGUAUGGCAUUGCUUUAUGCUUUGGUAGGUUUGUCAUUGCUGUGUGCUUUGACAUGUAUAGCAUUGCUUUAUACUUUGGUAGGUAUGGCAUUGCUUUGUGCUUUGGUAGAUAUGGCAUUGCUGUAUGCUUUGUUAGGUAUGUCAUUGCUGUGCGCUUUGGUAGGUAUGUCAUUGCUGUGUGCUUUGUUGGGGAUGCCAUUGCUGUGUGCUUUGGCAGGUAUGGUAUUGCUUUAUUCUUUGGUAGGUAUGUCAUUGCUGUGCGCUUUGGUAGGUAUGUCAUUGCGUAUCAUUACAGUAUACAGAAUACCUCCAUCUAAAACCACUAACUUGCGAAAAAUGUUAUUCCUCAGUGAGUUUCCUUAUCUCCUUGAGUACCUAGCACCUCUUCGAGGGAAACUUCUUAUCUUUGGCGACAUGAAUAUACACUGGGAUGAUCAACACAUUCCUGAAAACAAGCAGUUUGCUUUGUUAAUUGAUUCAUUUGGACUUACACAGUACGUGUUAGAUCCCACCCAUGUUCGCGGCCAUACGCGUGAUAUGGUGUUGGCUAGGGAAAGUGAUUCACUUGUAACAUCAUGUGAGGUAGGGCAUUUACUUUCUGACCAUCAUGUUAUCAACACCACGCUUAGAUGUGGCAGACCUCACCCCAGUAAGAGCAAAAUCUUGUUCAGAAAAAUCAAGGGUAUUGAUGUGAAUGAAUUAAAACGACAGGUUACAUCACAGCUGGGUGAUUUAAGUUUUGAUAAUUUGAGUCCUGAGGAAUGUGUGCUUCUGUAUGACAGGACAUUAACAACUGCACUCGACAAUCUUGCACCUGUCAAAACUAAAACGUUUGUUAAGAAAGACCUGCAACCUUGGAUGAAUGAUCGCAUACUGGAGGCAAAGAGAGAUAGAAGGAAAGCGGAGAGGAAGUGGCGAGGGAGUAAAUUAACUGUCCAUCAUCAGAUUUAUAAAGAAGCAUGUUGCCAUGUAAACAAAUUAAUCUGUCAAUAUUAUUCUGAUAUGAUACAAGAAUGUGAUGGUGAUACCAAGGCUUUAUUUAGAACUGUCAACACUAUUCUGGGAAAAACCAAUUGCUUUACAAUUGCAAAACAGAUUCAGUGAAAGAUCUUGCAAAUAACAUGAGUGAUUUUUUGUGUCUAAAGUCAAUACUAUUAACGCUGAACUUUCUGAAUUAGAAAAGACUUUGACUACGCCAUCGCAUCCACCUUUGUCAGAACUUUUACAAGAACCGCAGUCGCUCAUCACUAUGUUUGAACCAACAACUACUUGCGAAGUAACGCAGAUAAUAAACAGUUCCAGGAAGACAUCAUGCACGUUAGACCCAAUCCCAUCAUUCAUCAUUACUGGUUCAGAUUCUUCCGGCUGUAAUAAAUUUGAUUGUGGAAAUUAUCGACAAAUGUUUCACUGUGGGUAUUUUUCAAAAAAAAUUAAAUCUGUAAUAAUUCGCCACUACUCGAAAAGGACAGCCUUGACACAGAUCUUUUGAUAAACUAUCGUCCUGUUUCCAAUUUGUCAUUUUUAUCUAAGGUAGUAUAGAGGGUUAUAGCAGUUAGACUAUUUAAGCCUUUAGAAGCAAACAAUCUUGUUGAAGAAAUGCAGUCAGCCUACAAUUCAAUCAUAGCACUGAAUCUGCACUUUUGAGAAUUAAAAAUGAUCUGUUAAGUGGCGUUGACAAACAUUCUGCUAUGUUAUUGGAACUGUUAGCUUUGUCUGCUGCCUUGACACAGUAGACCAUAAUAUUUUAUCUAGAGCAGAGUGUGAGAGUUAGAUAUAAGGCCAUAAAUCUUUUACGGUCUAUCUUGUAGGGAGAACGCAUCAAGUUAAUAUAAAUGGUGUGCUUUCUGUAAAAGUAAAAGUGAUAGUCACAGCUUUUAUUUGGUGUUCCUCAGGGGAGCGUUCUUGGUCCUCUAAAAUGGAGCAAUUCUGCGUUAGAUAGGUUACCACUUUUAUGCAGAUAAUACCCAGUUGUACACAUCUUGCAAUAUCCAUGAUCCAGCAUUGUCUGUGAACACCUAUGUUGACUGCAUAUCAGAUCUCAGAGGUUGGCUCAUUUCAAACAAAUUGAAGACUAGAAAAGCACUCCGAGAGCGCAGACCUCCGCCAAGGCAGCAAUUUUUUUA